Molecule: messenger RNA, 2616 nt
Organism: Exophiala spinifera
Lineage: Eukaryota; Fungi; Ascomycota; Eurotiomycetes; Chaetothyriales; Herpotrichiellaceae
Exons: 1
Coding region: 1-2616 (871 amino acids)
Source: RefSeq, a predicted model, not a curated record
AUGUACGGGCCACAGUCGCGGUCGAUGCUACCGCCCUCACCACAGCAGCAGUUUCCUUCCCAGAGAUUUCCUCAACCUCCUCUCCCACAUCCUUCUUCUGGACCAACUGUGAACAAUGGCCCUCCGCCAUCAUAUAAGAGGCCGGGAAGUAGUAUGUCGAUAUCGUCGAUGCUGGGUGGGGAACCUGAAAAACCUGCCCAUGACCAAUAUCAUCACCACCAUAGCCAGGCAUCCAGCACAUCUUCGAGACAGCCAUCAGGUUCGGGCCCAUCCAUGUCACUAGGUGCUGUUAUGUCGCCGCCCCAAUAUUCUUCAAAGCCGAACUUGGGUGAAUAUACGUAUAAGCCAAGGUCGAAAACUCCAGACCGGUUCGGGAACACAGCAACCGGCGCCAGACCGCACCGCUCGAGUUCAGGUACCAUGACCCAAGGACCGGGCCCGUUCUACGAAACUCAGCCUCGCAAUGGACCAUCCACAAAUACAUACCCAUCCCCUUCCUUUGGUGCUUCAAUGCCUCCAAGAGAUGAGAUUGACGAGCAUAGUCGCCGUACGAGCAUUAGUGGCAUCUUGCAGAGGCCAGAGAGUCAGCCACAACCGAGUAUGACCACCUCUUUAUCCGUGGUCCCUCCGCCUCCGACCCGCCCAGAGAGCAUUCCUCCAUCAUUGGUGCAUUUGGACCGAUCCAGUCAUCCAUCCGUAAGUGGUAUCGACCCUCCACGUCAGAAUGGCUAUAGCGGAUCGUAUGGUUACAGCCAUCAACAAUCAGCAAACCUUUCAAGACCUGUCCAUGCUGGGCCUCCUUCACAGCCAACUUCAGCACCCAUCGAGCGGCCUUACAAACAAUCUCAAUCGCCAGAAUUACGACGGCCGCAGCAAAAUGGCAAUGAUACUCGGCCCUACCAAAGUCCUUAUGGCACAGCAGUCGAGCCCAGUUACGGCGCCCAUGCCAUGGCGCGACAAGACUCGGUUCAAUCGCAAAGUGAUCGAUCAGUGCUUGGAGAUCGCCUCCGCAAUCGACCCUAUUCCCCCUUCGCUGGUUCCGUUGCCUCACAAUCAGGCGCAAUAGAUGAUCAGGUGCGCAAGGGCAGCGAUGAACUAUCGCAGCACAGAGCGAUCCUUGGUUUAUCCAGCGAGUCCAAACGCGGUAGAUACUCUCCUCUCCCUCAGGCUGUGCAAGGAGCUCAAGCACAAACUCCGGUACCAGAUGCAGGUAUCAAGAGCGAGCAUGGCCGAGUCUUCUCUGGGAUUGGCAGCGGACUCGGUACGACAUCGGCCAAUCCAACGCCCACCCCACAACCUCUUCCCGCCAGUCCAUUCAAACAAAACGACGCCAACGCUCGGCUGAGCGAGGAAAACCUGAUGAAGAUGUCUCGUAGCGCAUCGGGAAUGGGCAAGCGAAGUCGCAAGACUUUUGACGAAGACGCAAGGGCUGAGAGCGACACCGGCGAAAUGAAGAAAGCGGCGCCUACUAGAGGCAAGAGGAGUAAAUAUCAACACUCGUACAAGUUGGACCUCGAGGAGACUGCGCGAAAAAAUGCUCUUGGUACGAUCCGUCGCACAGGCACACCGACAUCUCAUCCCUCUUUGAGUGCGCUACAAAGACAGUCCUCGGCGACAGAUCAUGCUUCACUAUUCAGACCGAAGAGGAUCAUCAGGAUCUCGAAUGUGGUUGCCAUCGCCGGACGGAACAAACGGCGGCACCUUGGUUUUUACAAAUAUGACCCUGAGGUGACUUCAGUCGACAUCAAUAAGCCCAGUUCUCCAAAGUUUGAUAUUUCGAUACGACCCAAUCUGCUUCCGGUGUUCAAUGAAGCCGAACAGAUCAACUGCACAUAUACUAUUCGAGUGCCGCGGGUCUGGUUACGAGAGCGCGAACGAGGCCUCAUCUGUGCAGAGCGUUACCUGUGGGGCUCGGGCAUCUACACGGAUGACUCUGACCCAGUGGCGGCCGCGAUCCAUUCUGGAUUUAUCCGCGCAGUACAUCCGCCCGGGAUUGACGAGGCCCUGCUGGAGAAAGUUAUAGAAGAACAGAAUCCCACGAUCGAAGGCAGCCCUGCACCCGACAAGCCAAAGGCAGUGGAUGAAAAUAAAGACUUGCACAUUACACUAGUGGUUUUACCCCAGCUGGAGAGAUAUGCGGGCAGUGCGCGGUUUGGCGUCAGGUCACGAAGUUGGCCAGAAGAGCAACAAGGGACAGACGGCUCGUCGCCAGGAAGUAAGGCACCUCACGACGGCGUCAGCUUCAUGGUUCUGAAAUGUGAAGCUGUUGAUGAUGGCGCUGAAGUCAAGCGUGUCGGACGUACCGGUAAAGAGAAGCGAGAGAGAUUGCACCGCGAAUUGGUUGAGCGUCAACGAACGAUUCAGCUGGAGAAGGAGAAGCUAGCUAGAAUAGCGGGCAAGUUGAAAGAGAGGAAAGAAGAAAGCAAACGGCCGAAAAAAGCCGGCGCAACGGGCAUGGAGAAGAACUCUAGCAAUCUAGGGAAGGAUGUGACUAGCAGGGCCGUGGCAGAUGAUCAGGAGAAUCUGGUGAAAGGAAAAGAUGAGAAAGCAGGCGAUUUGGAUGUAGGUCAAAGUCCCGGAGAUUGGAUUAGACAACUUGCCGUUGCAGCAGCAUGA